Pseudophryne corroboree (corroboree frog) is the source of this 3865-nucleotide messenger RNA. RefSeq names its product low-density lipoprotein receptor-like. The coding region runs from base 35 to 3784 and encodes 1249 amino acids. Gene Ontology annotation, molecular function: calcium ion binding; hormone binding; protein binding. Lineage: Eukaryota; Metazoa; Chordata; Amphibia; Anura; Myobatrachidae. Gene Ontology annotation, biological process: receptor-mediated endocytosis. Gene Ontology annotation, cellular component: signaling receptor complex; apical plasma membrane; plasma membrane. The transcript has 20 exons. The record is from RefSeq and is a predicted model, not a curated record.
CCACUCAGCAUGCAGCUUGGACAAUGGUGGCUGUAUGCCUAAAGAGAUAUGUGUACCUGGAUCCAAGAAUGCCAUAAACUGUCUCUGUCCAGAUGAUCAAGGCAGCUGCUAUGCCAGUGAAGAUUUAUCAGAAAAGUUGCCUUUCCCAGAGACUCUAUUUUGUCCACGGACCUUCCUGUCAUGUCGGGAUGGGAAAGAAUGCGUGUCUUCAGAUUUUGUAUGUGAUGGUGAGAAGGACUGUAUUGAUGGCUCUGAUGAAGACGACUGCACAGCUUUUUGCAGCAAAUCAGGUAUGUUUCAGUGCUUAAAAGGUGUAAAAUGUAUUGAAGAGCGGUAUCGCUGUGAUGGUGUACCACAGUGUCCUGAUGGAUCAGAUGAGCAAAAUUGCUGGAAGCCAUCAGAAAGUUGUGCCUUGCGCUGUGAUCGGAAUAGUCGCUGCAUCCCUGAGAGUUGGUUAUGUGAUAAUAAAUCUGACUGCUUUGACGAAGCAGAUGAGCAAGGUUGUGCGCCUAAGCAAUGUAGUAGUGGCAAGUUCCAGUGUAUGAAUGGUCAGUGUCUCCCGAAAACCAUGGUCUGUGAUGGAGACAAUGACUGUGGCGAUCACUCUGAUGAAAAAGGUUGCGCAGUCUCUAAGCCUGUACACUGUCAAAGUGGGGAUGUCCUAUGUGACAGUGGCGAAUGCAUCCUGAAGCAAUGGAAAUGUGACGGUGCAAAUGACUGCAAGGAUGGAAGUGAUGAAAAGGAUUGUAAAUUUGGGAAGAUUGAAUGUGAAAAGGCACAGUGGGCUUGUGCUAGCAAAGAACAAUGUAUCCCAUCCUUUUGGCGCUGUGAUGGAAGCAAGGACUGCAGAGAUGGUAGUGACGAAACUGGUUGUGGACUCCAAAGCUGCAAAAAUGAUAUGUUCCAGUGUAAGAAUUUUGACUGCAUCCCUAUGAAGGUAGUUUGUGAUGGGAAAUAUGACUGCUUGGAUAGUUCAGAUGAAGGGGGCAUGUGUAACAAGACAUGUGGAGAAGGAUGUUCACAUGCAUGCUUUCUUUCCCCACUUGGCCCGAAAUGCCUGUGUGAAAGAGGUUUCAAGUUAAAUGGGAAUAGAAGUAAAUGCAUUGAUAUAAAUGAGUGCAAAGAACUUGAUCCGUCCCCAUGCAGCCAAUCUUGUAUGAACCAAAAUGGCACAUACACCUGUACCUGCCAUCCCGGUUAUGCUCUGCAGCCUGAUGGUCAUCAGUGUAAAGUGACAGGUACAGAACCAGUUUUGCUGGUAGCAGUUCAGUUUGAUCUGAUGAUAUACAAGUUAAGGACCUUGGAAGAAGAGAUACUAACAUCCACAGAUAAGCGCUCAAUGAUCUUUUCUGUGGAUUAUGAUGUGCAACAACAGAGGGUCUUCUGGAUGGACCUUAAUGCUGAGAGCAUCAAAUGGCUAACCUUGGGAACAAAAACUAAAGGAACCCUUGUGAAAGGAAUUAAAUCAGAUUGCAUAGCUGUUGACUGGGUUGGCCGCAACCUGUAUUGGACGGAUGGGGUAGCUGGGCAGAUCCUUGCAACAGCAUUAAAUGCAUCUUGGAAAGGCUAUCCUGAAUACACAGUGGUCAUUGAUGAACACCUAGAUCAGCCACGCUCUUUGGUCUUGCAGUCACUUAGUGGAAUCAUGUACUGGUCUGAAAUUGGAUUAAAACCACAAAUUGAGCAAGCUGGUAUGGAUGGGGCACACAGAAAAGUACUAAUUGCAGAGCAACUUGGCUGGCCAACAGGUCUAGCCCUCGACUUGCUGAGCUGGAAAAUCUAUUGGUCAGAUGAUAAGUUUCAUUCUAUCGGGGCAGCUAAUUUAGAUGGCACAAACAUUAAGGUAAUUCAAAUGGAUAAUAUUCAAAGCCCCUUCGCCUUAACUGUGUUUGAGGAUGAGAUAUACUGGUCUGAAAUAAAUGCAAGAACCGUGCAAAAAAUGAAUAAGAAGACUGGCAAAUACUCAUCUGUUCUAAUAAAGAGACAUGGCCAGCCUUAUGGACUUAAGGUGAUGCAUGAGGUUCUGCAACCAAGAAUGGACAACCCUUGCCAACUACUAAAGUGUUCACACUUGUGCCUUAUUGGGCCUGGGUUAAAUGGAAGCUGUUGGUGUCCAACAGGACUUUUGCUUUCAAGCAAUAUGUGGAGUUGUGUUCCUUUUAAGGAGUUGUCGUUUCUACUAUUGGCACUGCCAGCGUCUGUCAUGCAGGUCUCUUUGCAAAAAAGAAUACUUGACCAAAAGACGCCUAUGAAAAUUCAGAUUGCUUCUUUAAACAACAUUAAUCCUCUUUCGUCUUUUGACUAUGUUGUGCAAAAUCACUUACUUGUUUUGGCUGUAAAAAAUGGUGAAUACAUAGCUUCAGCUAAGAUCAAAGAUGACCUGAAGGAUUGGAAAAAAGUCAUGUAUGUCGAGGACAGUGUUACAUCCAUUGCUGCGGACUGGAUAACUGGAAAUAUUUUCUGGAUUAGCACAUCUAAGCCGUACAUUCAAGUAGCUACUUUGAAUGGCUUGUAUAAAACUGCAGUGAUAAACAAUAACUUGUUUCAGCCAUUCUGCAUUGCACUCUUCCCAUCCAUUGGCAUAAUGUGCUAUUUUGAUGCUGGAAUACAGAGUCAAAAGAUCAGCGGAAAAAUCGAAUGUGCAAAUAUGGAUGGGACUGAGAGGAGAGUUCUAUGGAGAAAGAGCAAAAUGGUGACAGGACUGACUUUUGCAGACUCUGGUUCUCGACUUUAUUGGGCUGAUAGAGCAUAUGGCAGAAUUGAGUCUAUUUUGGUGGAUGGGUCAAAUCAUAAAGUGAUAUGGAGUGGACUGAAUGGCCUGAACUUAUUCACUACCGGAAACGAUAUUUUGUUCUGGACAAUGCUCGCUGAUGGAAAACCAAAAGUUUGGUUCAGCAGAUUGGAUACACAAGAAAAUAAUUUUUUUGAAAUGGACCAGAAGGUGGUUGAUCUUAAAGUGUACAGCAGCCUGACUCAGCAAGGCAGCAAUGGAUGUUCCAAAAAUAAUGGUGGCUGUAACCAGAUUUGUCUGCCAAACCUCAAAGGACGUACAUGCCGUUGCUCCUCUACCCAUCACCUGGUGAAUGGUACACGGUGUCUUGAGGAGUUACAAUGCCCCAAAGGUUCUCAGAUCUGCAAAGAUGGUUUAAAGUGUAUUCUGAAUAACAAAAUAUGUGAUCACCAAGCAGACUGUUUAGAUCGUUCUGAUGAAGAAAGCUGCAAGUACAGGAUUGAAGGAAAGGGUACGAAGAAUGCCAUUUUGACAACCCUGACAGCCAAACCUAAAACAUCUGCUGACAGAAACCUGUAUACUCCAAGUAGCACUUUCUCUGUAGAUUUUGAAAAAACAGAAUAUAACCAAACAAAUGAAGAUUUUGGAAGAAACAUGGAGUCCAGGCCAUGUAAUAGCGAGAUCUGUAACACGAGAGGAACUUGUGUGGUUGAAAACGAUGUUGUCAAAUGUCGGUGUGCCCUGGGUUACGCUGGAGACUUUUGUGAAGAAGGGUUAAAACCACUCGCUGUGCCCCUCACUCUUGGCACUAUAGCAGUUCUUCUUGCGUUUGUGAUAGCAGCUGGAGUCUUUCUGUUUAUCUCCCGAAGAAGAGCUUUGGAAAGGACCUAUAGCUCUGCUUCUUCAAGGACUCUAACUAGGCAAACUAAGGACACGGAGCCACUGGAAGCAGAGAAUAUGGAGUUCUCUGAAACCAUUUUUAAUGACGCAUUUGAUGCUGAAGGCACCAACAGGACCAUGUUUGAAACGGGUACUGAAGACCCAAAGAGCUGAGAAUUCCACCAACGUUGCAUUGUAUAAUAAAAAAUGUAAUAUGAAUAUACAAAUGAAAAAUAAUAAAAAACUUUCACAUAA